Paraglomus occultum is the source of this 780-nucleotide messenger RNA. The record is from the annotation of a GenBank genome assembly. NCBI's taxonomy places the organism in Eukaryota, Fungi, Glomeromycota, Glomeromycetes, Paraglomerales, Paraglomeraceae.
AUGUUCGAAGCGCGUCUAAGUCAAGGCUCCGUCCUCAAAAAAGUUCUCGAGGCUGUCAAAGAACUAGUGACAGAUGCUAAUUUUGACUGUUCCGAAACGGGUAUCUCACUCCAGGCCAUGGAUAAUUCUCAUGUAGCUUUGGUUUCCGUCCUCCUCAAAGCCGAUGGCUUCGACCCGUAUACCUGCGAUAGAAACAUUCCGUUAGGAGUGAAUUUAGGAAGUUUGAAUAAAAUACUAAAAUGUGCGGGAAACGAAGAUACAAUUACGUUAAAAGUAGAUGAGACUGGGGAUACAUUGAACUUGUUAUUCGAGAGCCAAAAUAACGAUCGAUUCGGUGAAUAUGAACUAAAGUUAAUGGACAUUGAUCAGGAACACCUUGGAAUUCCUGAAACAGAAUAUGAUGCCAUUGUCGUCUUGUCAUCGGGCGAAUUUCAACGAAUUUGCCGUGACUUGUCUGGGAUUAGCGAGUCGGUCAGCAUUUCAGUAACAAAAGAAGGCGUCAAGUUCCAAGCAAAAGGAGAAGUUGGAACGGGGAAUAUUACUCUUCGACCAAACAGUUCAGUUGAUAAGGGCUCUGACUCAGUCUCAAUAAAACUCACCUCUCCAGUCGACUUGACCUUUUCCCUAAAGUAUCUCUCGAAUUUCACAAAAGCCGCACCGUUAUCGGACAAAGUCACGCUAUGUAUGGCAUCGAAUACACCAUUAUUGGUUGAGUAUAAUAUGGAAGAAUGUGCGCUUGUUAGAUAUUAUCUUGCGCCUAAGAUUGAGGAUGAGGAGUAA